This is a messenger RNA of Chroicocephalus ridibundus (black-headed gull), 1728 nucleotides long. RefSeq names its product seryl-tRNA synthetase 2, mitochondrial (gene SARS2). Lineage: Eukaryota; Metazoa; Chordata; Aves; Charadriiformes; Laridae. Gene Ontology annotation, molecular function: tRNA binding; ATP binding; serine-tRNA ligase activity. The record is from RefSeq and is a predicted model, not a curated record. Gene Ontology annotation, cellular component: mitochondrion. Gene Ontology annotation, biological process: mitochondrial seryl-tRNA aminoacylation.
CGUGUCCAGGGCGCUGUGCGCCCCGCCCCUUCCGCCACGUGACUCCCGUCACCCCCCGCGCCGGGCGUUCCAAGAUGGCGGCGCCCAGGGCGCUGUCGGCGGCGCGGCGGGCGGCGAGACGGGGGGGCUGGCGGGCGGCGGGGGGCGGGACCGGGCCCGGCCCCGGGCCCGCGGCGUGUCCGGGGCGGAGCCGCCUGUACGAGCACGUGCGGGAGGGGCGGAGCGCGCGGCCGCGGCUGGACGUGGCGGCGCUGAGCGAGGCCGAGCUGGAGCGGCGGCGGGGGCCGCUGCGGGGCGGUGACCUGCGGCAGAUCGUGCAGACCUGGACCCGGCUGGGGGAGGUGCGGGCCACCAUCGCCCGCCUGGAGGCCGAGAAGGGGCAAGUGGCCCAGGGCGUGCGGACCCUGCUGGCAGCCCACAACAAGGAGACGGCGGAGGCGCUCCCCGCCUACGCGGCGCUGCGGGCCCGCGGCCGCCAGAUCCGGGAGGAGCUGCAGGCGCUGCUGGCCGAGGAGGCCGAGCUGGACGAGCGCUUCUACCUCAAGGCCCUGCAGCUGCCCAACCGCACCCACCCCGAGGCGCCCGUCGGGGACGAGAGCCAGGCCCGUGUGCUGGAGGUGGUGGGAGAGAAGCCAGCCUUUGACUUCAAGCCGAAGGGACACCUGGAGCUGGGCGAGGGGCUGGACAUCAUCCGCCAGCGGCGGCUGUCGCACGUCUCGGGGCACCGCUCCUACUACCUGUGCGGGGCCGGCGCGCUGCUGCAGCACGCGCUCGUGCGCUUCACCAUGGCCAAGCUGCUGCCCAAGGGCUUCCUGCCCAUGACGGUCCCCGACCUGCUGCGAGGCGCCGUCUUCGAGGGCUGCGGGAUGCAGCCCAACGCCACCCCCUCGCCCGUCUACAACAUCGACCCCUCGCGCUUCGAGGACCUGUGCCUGGCCGGCACCGCGGAGGUGGGCAUCGCAGGGUACUUCAUGGACCAUGCCGUGCGGCUGCAGGAUCUGCCCAUCAGGGUCGUCAGCUGCAGCACCUGCUACCGGCCCGAGACCGACACGGGGCGGGAGCCCUGGGGGCUCUACCGCGUCCACCAGUUCACCAAGGUGGAGAUGUUCGGGGUGACGGCGGCGGAGCGGGGCACGGAGAGCGAGGAGCUGCUGGGGGAGUUCCGCCUGCAGAAGGAAAUAUUCUCAGCGCUGGGGCUGCAUUACCGCGUCCUGGACAUGCCCACGCAGGCUGGGCUCCCCGCGUACCGCAAGUUCGACGUGGAAGCCUGGAUGCCCGGCCGGGGCAAAUACGGGGAGAUCUCCAGCGCCUCCAACUGCACCGACUACCAGAGCCGGCGCCUGAACAUCAUGUACAGCGACGGGGGCGGGCGCCUGCGCCACGCACACACGGUGAACGGCACCGCCUGCGCCGUCUCCCGCAUGCUCAUCGCUCUGCUGGAGUGCAACCAGCUGCCGGAUGGCCGUGUCCGCGUCCCCCCCGUCCUGCAGCCCCUCGUGGGCCAGGAGGUGCUGGCCCGGCCGCCGGCCCCGCUGCUGCGCUACAUCGGCCCCAACCAGCCCGGGGGGGGGCAGGAGGUGGCCUGAGCCGGUGGCCCCCCCGCCCCGUGACGCGCCACGAGCCCGCGGGGACACCCCAAGGUGGCCCCCCCCGUGUCCCCACGGGGCCUCGGGAGCACCGGGAGAUGGGGACACCUCGGCGGCGGAGGAAGGAAGAUGGAUGUCCCCG